Molecule: messenger RNA, 1916 nt
Organism: Paramormyrops kingsleyae
Lineage: Eukaryota; Metazoa; Chordata; Actinopteri; Osteoglossiformes; Mormyridae
Molecular function (GO): protein binding
Source: RefSeq, a predicted model, not a curated record
GGCAACAUGAGUAGCUUCAGCUCAGUUUGUCUCAGGAUAACAAGAGAGAACAUUUGUGAAGUUACAGGGAUCCAAAAUGGCUUUGGCAAGUGGCCAGUGGAUUAAUAAAGAAGUCCAGGGCGACCCACCAAGCCCCAGAUAUGGUCAUGCUGUUGCUGUAACAGGAAACAUAGCUUUUUUGUUUGGUGGUGUGUCCACUGUGAACUUUCUGCAUGAACAGCCAAUAUAUCUGAAUGAUUUCUAUGUACUUACAGUUUCACCUUCAAACAUUACCUGGGAAGUUUUGCCACAAAGUGGAGCUGUACCAUCAGCAAGGGAAGGACAUAGUCUUUGUGUGGUUAAAGGGAAGCUUUAUUUGUUUGGGGGAUCUUCGUUUCCACAAGCGAGGGAAUGCCUGGCAGGAAUCUACUGCUUUGACAUCAUUUCACUCACAUGGGAGAAGCUGAAAACUUCAGGAGUAUCUCCCAGGGGUCUGAAGCACAGCUCUGCAGCAGUGGGUGACACCAUCUAUGUAUUUGGAGGAAUUGUUGAUGGUAUCAUUACAGAUGACCUGCUGAUGUUCAACACAGUAUCAUUGACCUGGACUCCAGUUAAGACUACUGGAUUUCUUCCAUCUGCAAGAUUUGACCACAAAUUUGCAAUGGUCAGUGAGCAGAUCUACUUGCUUGGAGGCUGCUCAGAGAAUAACAUCUACUGUAAGGAUGUCCACGUGCUCAAUACAGAUAGCCUUACAUGGCAGAAAUGUGAGGUGAAAGGAGUAUGUCCCCUGGCUUGCAUAGGAUACAGUAUCACAGCACAUCAUGACAAGGAUAUCUACUUGUUUGGGGGGAAAUGCGCCAGUAAGAAUGGAGCUGUCGCUUCAACAAAUGAAAUACAUAAACUGAGCAUUGCAAAGAUGAAAUGGAAGGUGCCUCUGUACAUGGGGAUUCCACCAGCCCGCCGGCACGACCACACAGCGUUCAUCAUUCAUAGUCAUAUGUAUGUUUUUGGAGGUAAAAAUGAAGAGCAAGAAUUCGGUGACCUAAAGGUGAUGAAAUUAAUCAACCCCUCUGAAAGACAGCCAGUAAUGAAAGAGAUACUGUCUGAAUUUGGAAUUCAGGGAGUCAGCAAUGGAUUUGCUCCUACGAAGAUUCCAAACAUCAAGUACGAGCUAAGUGAGCCUUCGUUUCCUGUUAGGCUUGAAAUGCAUCCCCCUGCAAAAACUGCAAGUCGCAAGGAUUUCGCUGCUGUCCGUAAUGAAGCAAUGGACAUGAUCCAGAGGGCUUUCUCCAUGUUAGACUCGGAGUUCCAAAAGCUCGACAGUGAGCAGUCAGCAAUCGCCCAGACUGCAAUGGCUCUUCAGUAUGAACGAGAGGCCUACUGCAUGCAACAUCAGAAACAGCAACAGGAGCUUAAGGAAUUACUGGAGAGACACAAAGCACAGAAUGAGUCCUGGCUACGCGCUAGGGCAGAGGAGAAUGACAGGGAGAGGAAAGAACUGUGUAAACUGAGGGAAGAGAUUUUGCAUGAGCAAGAGAAACUGAAAGAGGAACAAAUCAACAUGCAGAAGCACAGUGAACAGCUCCAUUCGAUAAUGCAGCAGUUCAAAGGCAUGUGACAAUGUUAGGAUAAUGCUCUGCAGUGUAUGAGCUCUACUGCAGUCAGUAAGGUGGAUAUGAGUGCCUGAAAGCUCUCACUGAGCUGCUCACACCUGUCACAAUACUAUGCUUCAAAGGAAUACUCUAUAUGAACAAAACAUAAAUGGCACAAACAUAUUCAACAUUACCUCUCAGAAAUCUGUGUCUUGUCUGUCUUAAAUCUGUUGUCUCUGUUACAUUACAUUUGAAUUUAUUCAAAUUAUAAACAUUUUGCUGUUGUAGUUAAUUUAAAAAAUGCAGGUUAACCACAGAGAUCAAUAAAAUAUUGUUCCACCUACA